CGCUGUAAUGAGGACGAUCCGUUUGCGGCAUUGACUAUGGGACCAGAGGCAUGGGCGUGUGUGCGGACCCUGGGUCUUACCGGUGGUGUCAGGCAUUAAGCCGGUCGCGAUCAUCGUUCGCCACAAACACAAAUCAACAAACGAAAAAAUCUAUAAAUACUAAAACGACAACAUCAUCAACAUUAACAAAUACAACAACAGACACAACAAAUACUACAAUAAAUACAAGAAAAGCAAAAACAACAACGAUACUGGAGACGUCAAGAACGACGUCCAAAAAUAAUAUAAACAAUACCAGACCGGUAGUAAAACCAACGAAGAUCGACGGUACGGUAGCGACGACAACGACAACGACAACUGAACGCUGUGCUGGUGCUGCUGCUGUUGCUGCUGUCGCAACUGCCGCCGCCGUGAUUGUAAAUAAAAUUCCCAAAAUUUUUUUGCUACGUUAUAAUCACAACAUUUGCCAAUUGUUGAAAUCAUUUCAACUUGUCUUAUUGGUCUUUGUGAUAUUAGCGGAAACCGCUUAUGCCAAUAUACCAGAAGAUGCUGUACACAUCACGGCAAUACUCGGAGAAGGUGUCAUAUUCAAUUGUCACGUUGAGUUCCCGAAUGAUCAUCCGGUGCCGUAUGUCCUGCAGUGGGACAAGAAGGUGAGCGAAACGGGCUCCGAUUUACCCAUUUACAUAUGGUAUGAAAGCUAUCCAGAACACAUCGAAGAGGGUUACAAAGGUCGCGUCUCGCGUGUGUCACAGGACUCGCCAUUCGGUUCUGCGUCACUCAAUUUGACCAACAUCAAAGAGUCGGAUCAGGGUUGGUAUGAGUGCAAAGUUGUGUUCCUAAACCGUGAUCCCAAACAGCAUAAAAACGGUACAUGGUUCCAUUUAGAUGUGCAUGCACCGCCACGAUUUAGCGUUACACCAGAGGAUAUUAUUUAUGUUAAUUUAGGUGAUUCAAUUAUUCUAAAUUGCCAAGCUGAUGGCACACCAACACCAGAAAUUUUGUGGUACAAAGAUGCUAAUCCCGUUGAUCCCUCGCCUACUGUUGGCAUCUUUAAUGAUGGCACCGAGUUGCGGAUCUCUACAAUUCGUCACGAGGACAUCGGAGAAUAUACUUGCAUUGCACGUAAUGGUGAGGGACAAGUCUCCCAUACGGCCCGUGUUAUAAUAGCGGGCGGCGCUGUAAUCAUGGUGCCGCCCACUAACCAAACCAAACUUGAGGGCGAAAAGGUGAUGUUCUCAUGCGAAGCAAAAGCUAUGCCUGGUAAUGUCACCGUAAGAUGGUUUCGAGAGGGUUCUCCAGUGAGGGAAGUUGCCUCGUUGGAGACGCGUGUUACAAUACGUAAAGAUGGUUCACUCAUCAUUAAUCCGGUGAGCGCCGAUGAUUCGGGUCAGUACUUGUGUGAGGUUACUAACGGUAUUGGAGAUCCACAGAGCGCUUCGGCAUAUUUAAAUGUUGAAUAUCCUGCCAAAGUGACCUUUACACCAACUGUGCAGUAUUUACCCUUCCGCUUGGCAGGCGUUGUGCAGUGUUAUAUCAAAUCAAACCCGCAACUGCAAUACGUAACUUGGACCAGAGACAACCGCCUACUGGAGCCGUACCAAAUGAAAGACAUCGUUGUCAUGGCAAAUGGUUCGCUUUUAUUUACGCGUGUCAAUGAAGAUCAUCAGGGUCGUUAUACAUGCACUCCAUACAACGCGCAAGGCACGCAAGGUUCAUCGGGUAUGAUGGAGGUACUUGUACGUAAACCCCCUACAUUUACAAUCGAACCCGAAUCGUUGUAUCAGCGUAAAGUGGGUGAUAGUGUUGAAAUGCAUUGCGAUGCUGUCGAAGCGGAAGGUACACAAAGACCUACAAUCAAAUGGCAACGACAAGAUGGUGCACAGUUAGCCGAUUCGCAACGCAAUCGCGUCAAGGUAUCCGGUGGUAAUAUAACUAUAGAAAACUUGCGUCGUGAAGAUUUUGGCUACUAUCAGUGCGUUGUGUCAAAUGAGGUAGCAACACUAAUGUCAGCUACUCAACUUGUCAUCGAAGGCACACAACCUCAUGCGCCAUACAAUAUAACGGGUAAAGCGACUGAGUCAUCUAUAACACUGCAAUGGAUGCCAGGCUAUAGUGGAGGAUCUGAAUACAAGCAGGACUAUACAAUUUGGUACCGUGAGGCCGGCGUAAAUGAUUGGCAAACCAUUUCUGUCACACCUUCCGGCAGCACACAAGUAACCAUAAAUGGCUUGGCUUCUGGUACCACUUACGAAUUUCAGGUUGUAGGACGCAAUGUGCUCGGCGAUGGUAUGAUGAGCAAAAUUAUGACUGUGCGAACUUUGGAAGAUGCUCCGGCAGCGCCACGUAAUGUCAAGGCUGCAACACAACCUCCAGAUCACGUCUUUCAACUAAUGCCAGAUGAAGCUGGUCCCAAGCCAGGUCCCCCGCGCAAUGUGUCUGUAACGGAGGUCUCGAAUGGAUUUCUAAUAUCUUGGCAAUCACCUCUCGAACGUGCCCAUAUCGUUAAAUUUUACACCAUUAAGUAUCGUACCGACGCCCAAUGGAAAACCCUAAAUCGCGGUCAAAUCCGACCCGAGGAAACCCAAUAUUUAGUUAAGAAUUUAGUCGGCGGUCGUACCUAUUAUUUUCGCGUCUUAGCCAAUUCUGAAAAAUCCUAUGAAUCCAGUGACGAAGUGAAAUUUCCGGUGCCGGCACGUGUUAAGCAUAAAGCCAUAACAGCCGGUGUCGUUGGGGGCAUCCUGUUUUUUAUUGUUGCGAUCAUUUUAUCGGUUUGUGCAGUAAAAAUUUGCAAUAAACGUAAACGACGAAAACAGGAAAAAGAGUUCAACAUGGUAGCUUGCAGGAUAACGGACGCCCGUAAUGUUGCAACUAACAAUCCACAAUUGCAUAAUCGUAGUACGGGCUCGAUUUCCGCUGGUCAAGUGCCUUUAAAAAAAUAUAAAGAAACCCGAAUAUCAAGUCUAACAACCAUACUCAUCGCCAUAUUGCAUUGGAUUUGGCCACCGGAUCGCUGUACAAACUGUCAUUCCAUUUAUAGCUCACCCCAUUUAAUUCAUGACGAAGAGGCGCGCAGACGAUCAGUCAGUCAAAUUCAACGUUCUAUUGAUGGACGUUUUGUACUCUCCGACGUCAUUUCUGAUGGAAAUAAAUUAAGUACAAUUAGUCUCGCUCCAGAUGGCGUAGAUGAAGUAGAUGGUUCCAUAGAACGUCGAAACAGUAAUGCCUCCCAGAAUACAUCCAGUGAUGAUGGCGGUUUUUUAUCGAGAAGAAACUUCAUAACUGCACGCGCUUCUUGGCGACGUCCUUUAGUCGCCUCACCAAGCCAACUUAGUUUACAAUCGGCGGCUGGUUCAGCCAGAGGAUUUCUACAAGGUCUUACUGGCUUAUUAAAGGUCGGCAGUGGUGGUGGUAAUAUUGACACAGCUAUUGAUGACUGCAACACAGGCGCACGUUAUCAGAAUAUCUUCAGACCACACUAUGGUCGAAAUAUCUAUCGCAAUCUUCAACCAGCACAGCCAGCGCAACCGACAAGUCGGCCUUUACACAUAAAUACAUUACAUGUAGGCGGAACGGAUGGUCUACUUGCACAUCAACACCACACACAUCUGCAUGAGUUGAUUACACCCAAUAUGUACACACCCUCGAAGAUAUCGCGUAUGUUUUCAAGUUCGCCAGCGAGCACACCAAAUGAUGGCAUCAACUUAAAUAGUACUCAUAUGCAUAAUACUGGACUACUCACAUCACCAUGGGCAUUAAGUACACCAACUGGUAAUCAACACAACCAUCAUUUCAGCGAUAUAAGUACCGUGUACCCGAGCUCGGCUGAGCGCUCGUUUCCCUUGCCGGCGACCAGUGGUAAUCUCAGUCGGUACCGCUACUAUACGCAUGAAUUGCCUUCAUUACGCACCAUACAAGAAGAAACGCGUCGUAUGAAUCAACAACAACAACAACUACACGAGUUUGUGCCACUGCAAAUACCGUCACCACCGUCCUGGCGUAAUUACUAUCCCGGUCAGGCGCCUUACCACAGUUAUCGACCGCGCACACGUUGGUAUCCACGCCAUUACUCACGCUUAUUUGGACGGACACAAUCCGAACUGCUUUCACCAUUGCCACAUUUGAAUUUAUCACUACGUUCCAGUUCAGCAAUUGGUACUGGAAUGGGCUUAGAGGCAUCUCCCGAAUCACGUUCUAGUUCCAGUGGUUUUGGCUCGAAAAACACUUCAAAUCAACCACAUGGAUCUCAUCAUUCAGGCAGCACAAGUGAGUGGCGUUUGCUGCCACCUUACCGCCCACCACCACCACCGCCAUCGAAUAAUGCAGCCUAUUUUAGCAUGCAACAGCAACUACUGCAAUCGCCACAUAGCCAACCACAACAAGCACAAGCGCAAGCGCCCGUACACACGCAUCAACUACAUCAGCAACACUUGCAACAGCAACAACAUCAAAACUUUUGCACUGCCACCUUACCAUACUACAGCCACAAUAAUGGUCUCCAUAAUUACUACAGCAACAGCAGCAUGCCGCGUGCUACAACGCCACCAUAUACCAUGGCACACUGGUUGGACAUGAUCUCACGUCUAAAUGCCGCUACAGAUAAUGUUAACCUGCCGAAAUCUGUGGAUGUUGGCAGUGUCGAUGGACACUAUGAAUUCGAUCCAUCCACACCCACACCUAGUGCUUCUACACCUACAGGCGGCCUACUGCGCGAUGAUCUCAAUUUGCAUAUCGACACAACAGGACAUCAUACGGUGGGGCUUAUGAACGGUGGCAGUAUAUUUCACACGAGUGCUUCGGGAAUGCCCGCAUUAACAUGUGCUGCCACCUAUGGCGGGUCAGUGCGCAAAACGCGUAUAUCACGUUACGACAACAUUGAAGCACGUCUCCAGGCAAUGAAGGAAGAGUUUUACGCCUACCGUAAGCGUCAAGCUAUGAAGCAUGCCGGUGUUGGCGAACUAGAGAGCGUGUGCUGAUCUUGGUCAAAAAUACAUGCUGUAGACUAAAGCGACCAAUGUAAGUGCAAAUCCGAUACUGUUAUAUAAUUUAAAAAAAAACAAUAUGGUGUUAGUUUAAUGUUUGUUAGGUUUAAAAGAAUGACUAACAAUUUUGAAACUGGAACAUGUUUACGUUUUUAUUCGUCGACCUAAAACUUCUAUCACACAUUUAUCGUCUAGAAUUUUUUUCUAAUUUAAAUUGUAUUAUUUUUAUAAUGGACUUUUAAAAGGGUUUCAACUGAGGCAAUGAGAGAAAACUAUUGUAGGCUAUUAAAUAGAUACUGUACCCAUACGAAAACAGUUUUUUGAGAAGUAAAAACCGGGAGACCAGAACAUUACAUAACAGUAGUAAUAUUAGAGCAAUUAUUUAUAAUUUUUCAAAUAUUACUACUUACUAUUAAUUAAUCCAUUAAUAGAUCAAAUACAUAAAAACGGACAAAUUCUACAUCCAAAUUUAGUCAUUGGAUCUACAUUAUUCAAAGCCCUCAUAUACGAUGUUUAUGCAGAGUGACAGGAUAUUAUGACUGCAUAAAGAAAAGGAAAAAGAUAUAGAAGAAGAAUAAGACAGCAUGUACGCUAUUUAGGCUCACAUAGGUUAGAUAUAGCUUAGGUUUUUUUACGUACAUAUAAGUAUAUUAUAUAUCUUCUUUGUAGUUUCGUCCUUAACUUAUACAAUUACUUCUUUUAAGCUCUUUAGUCUCCUUUGUUUGAUAAAUUUUAAAUAAAGUUUAAUUUUUGCAUUGAAAUAAUUUUGCCGGUUUCCUGUGCCAUGUGUGGGUUACCUCAGACGUAUUUAUUUUUAUAAUGUGAUCUUCGUUAAGUUGAUAUAAAAAUAAAUUUAUAUACAAAAUAAAAAAAAUUAAAUUAAAUAAUUUCAGCUAACGAAAAUUUCCACGUUGUUCGGUCAUAAUUCAUGUAAAUAAGCAAUUUUCGCAUACUAAACCGAAAAGUGGCCCUCAGCGUUCAACAGGUUGCCCACACAUGGUUUCAUUUUAUGAAAAUCUCUGCUCCUUCUACACGAUUACGAUUUUAUUAAAUAAAAAAAUUCUCUUCCUUCAUGUUCCACUUUCAAAUUUGUUUAGAAAAUAAAUACGCAAAAUUCAUAAAAUAUAUACAUAUAUAAACAAUUACGGAGUACUUAAAACUCAAUAGAAGU
Molecule: messenger RNA, 6153 nt
Organism: Teleopsis dalmanni
Lineage: Eukaryota; Metazoa; Arthropoda; Insecta; Diptera; Diopsidae
Gene: tutl
Product: protein turtle
Exons: 11
Coding region: 51-4976 (1641 amino acids)
Biological process (GO): dendrite self-avoidance; axon guidance; homophilic cell-cell adhesion
Cellular component (GO): plasma membrane; axon
Molecular function (GO): cell-cell adhesion mediator activity
Source: RefSeq, a predicted model, not a curated record